Messenger RNA from Achroia grisella, 541 nucleotides. RefSeq lists its product as uncharacterized. The record is from RefSeq and is a predicted model, not a curated record. NCBI's taxonomy places the organism in Eukaryota, Metazoa, Arthropoda, Insecta, Lepidoptera, Pyralidae. The transcript has 4 exons. Bases 54 to 503 code for a protein of 149 amino acids.
UCGAUACACUGUGUAUAAAAUUACUUAGCUCAAGAAAUUUUAAACGUACAAAUAUGGAGUUCUUUGGAUUAACUACAUAUGGCCCUCAAAACUAUAUACAAGAUAUAAUGAAUAAAGAAUAUGAAGAGCCCUCUAGUAAGGAUGAAGUAAAAUCGUUAAUGCAAAAAAUUAUUAUGUAUUCUACAAUACCAAAACAGAUACAGAGACCCAAUAUCGAUGUUUUCAGUUUGAUUGAUUGUUAUUUAGGGAGGGUUAAUGGUUUCGCUUACGGCUCUGCUCAAAGAUUUAUUAAAAUGAAAAGAAAAGGUGUAAUCAAGCCAGCUGGGCCUUCUGACAUGUAUAGAUUUCCACCUACAACGGCAAUGGAGUUCGGAUGGUGGCAAUAUGACCCAGAAUUGACUUCUUGGCAUCAUACUCAUCCAAGAUAUCCACAACCAGCAUCACCAAAUACUUUAAUCCUAGACAAAGUUAGAAAGAAUAAUAAAUAUGCUACAUUAUUCUAAUUUUUAUAGAAUAUUUGUAUGUUUAUGAGAAAAAAUCA